Neopelma chrysocephalum (saffron-crested tyrant-manakin) is the source of this 2748-nucleotide messenger RNA. It is a transcript of the gene CHKA, whose product is annotated as choline kinase alpha. Gene Ontology annotation, molecular function: choline kinase activity; ethanolamine kinase activity. Gene Ontology annotation, cellular component: cytoplasm. Gene Ontology annotation, biological process: phosphatidylethanolamine biosynthetic process; CDP-choline pathway. The transcript has 12 exons. NCBI's taxonomy places the organism in Eukaryota, Metazoa, Chordata, Aves, Passeriformes, Pipridae. The record is from RefSeq and is a predicted model, not a curated record. The coding region runs from base 74 to 1408 and encodes 444 amino acids.
GCCGGCGCCGACGGUGGAGGGACGCGCGCGAGCCGCUGCUGCCCCCACCCGCCGCCCCAACGGCCGCCGCGCCAUGAAAACGAAGUUCUGCAACGGCGACGCCGACCCGUCCCCGCUCGGGCUCCUCCUCGGCCGUGGGUCCGCCGCGGCCGGGCAGCCGCCCUCGCCGCUGGCUCAUCCCGACCCCGAGGGGAAGGACCCCGCUGCGGCGGGCAGAAGCGGCGGCGCCUCGACCCCGCCCCCGGCGCUGCCGCCGCCGCCCGAGGAAGAGUCGCCGCCGCUCGACCCCCAGACGCAGCGCCGGGCGUAUCUGUGGUGCAAGGAGUUCCUGCCGGGGGCCUGGCGAGGGCUCCGGGAGGAGCAGCUGCACAUCAGCCCCAUCAGAGGUGGCCUCAGCAACAUGCUGUUUCAGUGCUCACUACCUGAUACCAUUGAGACAGUUGCAGAUGAACCACGGAAAGUUCUCCUGCGCUUAUACGGUGCAAUCCUGCAGAUGAGGUCCUGUGAUAAAGGAGAGUCUGUACAGCCUCAGAAAGAAAAUGACUUACAAGGGGCAGAAACCAUGGUUCUGGAAAGUGUUAUGUUUGCCAUUCUUGCAGAGAGAGCGCUUGGCCCAAAGCUGUAUGGAAUCUUUCCACAAGGGCGACUGGAGGAAUUCAUUCCCAGCAGGAAACUGAGGACUGAAGAACUAAGCUUACCUGACAUAUCUGCUGAAAUAGCUGAGAAGAUGGCUAGAUUUCAUGGCAUGAAAAUGCCAUUUAAUAAAGAACCUAAGUGGCUUUUUGGAACAGUGGAAAAGUAUCUAAAUCAAGUGCUGAGAAUUAAAUUUACCAAUGAAUCCAAAACCAGAAAACUGAACAAACUUCUCAGUUACAACCUCCCUGAGGAAAUGAAAAGUCUAAGAGCUGUGCUUGAAGCUACUUCAUCACCAGUUGUAUUUUGCCACAAUGACUGUCAAGAAGGUAAUAUCUUACUUUUGGAAGGCAGAGAGAAUUCAGAAGACCAAAAGCUGAUGCUCAUUGACUUUGAAUACAGCAGCUAUAAUUACCGAGGAUUUGACAUUGGAAAUCACUUCUGUGAAUGGAUGUAUGAUUACUCGUAUGAAAAGUACCCAUUCUUCAAAGCUAGUGUUCUGAAAUAUCCUUCAAAGAAACAACAGCUUCAUUUUAUCUCCAGUUACCUGUCUGCAUUCCAUGAUGGCUUUGAAAGUCUGAGCAAUGAAGAGAAGUCCAAACUAGAAGAAGAAGUUUUGGUAGAAGUUAACAGGUUUGCCCUUGCAUCACACUUCUUCUGGGGUCUGUGGUCUAUUAUACAAGCAAAGAUCUCAUCCAUUGAGUUUGGUUACCUGGAAUAUGCGUUAUCCAGAUUUGAUGCCUACUUUGAUCAGAAGAGGAAGCUGAAAGUGUGAAUGUGGGAGGAGUGGCCUGUUGGUUACUGUAUGAAGAGGGCAGCUGGACAGAACUUUCACUGUGCUUAGGCUACUGUAUCUCUAACGAAGGUGUCACUGAAUUCCAGUUUCUGGGAAUGCAGGUGUACAGUACUGAAGACUAUAAAAAUGACUUGUUUACAGUUUCGUAAAUACUUGGAAUGAGACUGGGAGGCAAAAGUAAAAUACAACAGUGCAAUAUCUUUAAAUCUUUUCAAUCUAGAAGCUAUAUUAUGGGAGAAGCUUACAAUUAAGUGUCAAUACCACAUGCAUCAGAGCAAACUUUUACUGUGAGUACUUUUGGGGGGGGUGUUGGCAUUAUGUUUUGUGUUUGUAAGCAGAACAGCUAUAAAAAAUGAUUCAUUCCUCUUCAUGAGAAGGAAAAGCGAAGGAGACAACUGCUAAACUGUGAAGUAGGCUUAAAAACUUACUGUGAGGUUAGGUUCAACAUGCCCCAUGAACACUAUCUUCAAAGCUGCUGAUAAGUUACACCACUUUAACCAGAAGCAACUAAACACAUUGAAGCGCAGAGUGCUUUAAAGUGUUACUGACACAUGCAUGAAUGUUUCUCUUAAGCUAGUGUGCCUGGGAAGUGAAGUAUGAAUGAGCUUUGAACUGGGCAUUCGGAAGGAGUUUGUUUUGAACUGUUCAUUCCAUGUCCUGCAAGAACAUGCUUUAGCCCAGCCUGGUUGUCUCUUAAAAUGCUGUGUCCUGCACAGGGGGUUCUGUGGACUGGCAGCACUAGGAAGAGUGCCUUGAAUUGCUCUAGCAGCUCCCCAGAUAAUUGGAUUGGCAUUGACAAUACUGGUAACUGAAGCCUGUCUCUCUUCUUGUGUUGCCACAAUAUAUGGCUGUAAGAAAUAGUAGAGCCAAAGACUGGAGAACACUUCAGGAAAUUGUUCUGCCCAUCCAGUCCUUAUGUGGCUUGGGAGGUGCUUCUCUUGCACCUUCAAUUCUCAUCAUGUUCCAGCGAUUCAGUAAAGUGGAGCAUCUUGUGGGGAACAAUAACAUGUAUAUUGAAACUUGAGUAUAAUCUAUGUACAUGUCAUCUAAAGAUUUCUUUAGAUUUUUGGGAGCUUGUUUAUUUUGAAUGUUACUUGUUUGUGCUUUCUAACACACUGUACUAUAAAUAAACUUCAAAGUCUACACUUUUUGACUUGUAUAGCAAAUACUGUUCCAAGCAGCUGAAAAAUGUGCAGCAUUUCAUGUACUGUAUAGCAUAACUUGUAAAAGCUGUCAUUUUAUUCUCUUGUAUAGAGAAUCAUUUUCCAUAUGUUCAAUUAUUAAUACUUUAUAAUAAAUAUAAAGCACUUAAAAACAUU